Molecule: messenger RNA, 2323 nt
Organism: Brassica rapa (field mustard)
Lineage: Eukaryota; Viridiplantae; Streptophyta; Magnoliopsida; Brassicales; Brassicaceae
Product: probable glucan endo-1,3-beta-glucosidase BG4
Biological process (GO): carbohydrate metabolic process
Molecular function (GO): hydrolase activity, hydrolyzing O-glycosyl compounds
Source: RefSeq, a predicted model, not a curated record
ACAUAUGGAAAUAGAACUUUAUAAUUAAUGAAAAGUAAAAACAUCAUAGCCAUAUAAGUAAAACAAUAUAUACCACAAGAAAAUAAACAAAUAAUUAUACAAUUUUAAUGAUACCAAGAAUAUAGAAAACUUGAUCUCAAUGUGUAUAUACGCACAAACCUAUUGAUAUGCAACAACACACAACCAUAACAAAGAAAAGAAAAGACGCAACAUUCACUAUGGAUUGUCUGAAGAAAACUCUCUUGUUCCUACUCUCAUGCACGGCGAUUCUGCUAAGUAACAACAUAGUCGCAGCUACAAACGUUGGCUUGAACUAUGGCCUUCUCGGAGACAACCUCCCGCCACCUCCCCAGGUUAUCAACCUUUACAAGUCCAUAGGCAUCACCAAAAUCCGAAUCUUCGACCCAAACGUAGAGGUUCUCAACGCCUUACGUGGCCACCAAGAUAUUGGAGUCACCGUAGGCGUCAAGGACCAAGACUUGGCUGCUCUUGCAGCCAGUGAAGAAGCUGUUAAAGGCUGGUUCGCUACCAACAUCGAGCCUUACUUAACCGACGUCAACAUCACGUUCAUUACAGUUGGUAACGAAGUCAUCCCUGGACCGCUCGGAUCUCAAGUGCUUCCCGUCGUGAAGUCUCUCACCAACCUCGUCGAGUCUAGGAGUCUUCAGAUCUCCAUAACCACCGUUGUCUCAAUGGCAAACCUCGGAGAAUCUUACCCACCUUCCUCCGGAACGUUCACGCCCCUAGCGCGUGAACAACUCACCCCGGUUCUGAAGUUUCUGUCUGAAAAAAGUGUACCAAUACUCGUCAACAUGUACCCUUACUUCCCUUACGCAUCAGACCCAGUGAACAUUCAUCUCGACUAUGCAACUUUCAACACUGAGGCCCUCGUGGUCCAAGACGGACCACUAGGCUAUUCAAACAUGUUUGAUGCUAUGUAUGACGCCUUCUUGUGGGCAAUGGAGAAGGAAGGCGUGGAAGAUUUACCGUUGGUGGUGUCCGAGACCGGGUGGCCGUCUGCAGGGAAUGGUGACCUUACCACGCCGCUUAUUGCAUCUACCUAUAACAGGAACUUUGUGAAGCAUAUAGAAAGUGGCAAAGGGACGCCAAAGAGGUCAAACUGUAGCAUUGAUGGGUAUAUAUUCGCUACUUUUAACGAGAAUCUAAAACCAGCUGGGACUGAACAACACUUUGGUUUGUUUGAACCUACUGAUAUGAAGCCCGUCUACAAGUUGUUUUGAAUUUUUUUUAGAUUCUUGUUGUUAGACUAUUUAUUAUGUCUAAUUCUUUAUUUAUAACUCUCUGGUAUUUGCAAUAGAGUGGGAUAACCUGCAUCAUUUAUUUAUAAGAUUUCAGCUUUCUUUUGAUAUAAUGAGAUAUUGAAGCCGAACUCAAUUGUGUUUGGAGUUUGCUUUAUGAUGAAAUUUGAAAUUAUAUUUUUUUUUAUUCAAAAAGUGUAUUUAGUGUUACAAGUUUGAUCGAGCAGGUAUGUUUGUUUGACAGAAGUUACAUAAGUAAGAAGUUCUGGAGAGUCUUGUGCUCGUUUAAACCAUGAACAUUUGAUUGAUAUGACAGAAGGCAAAACCCUUGUUUAUCAAUGGAGCUCAUUAUUAUCAGGCUUCCUGGAACAAGCUAAUCAAGCCUUCCUUGGAAGGACUCUCCAGCCAGAGAUUGACGCACAUCAUCUAGGACAACAAGAAUCCUUUUAUUGCAUAGGUUGUCCCUGUGAAGGCUCGGUCUCAUAAUGUACUAAGAACCCUACAUGUCAAACUCUCCUUAGAAUUUUACUAAUUUUUUCAUCAAGCAAAAGGUGAAGUUCUUCAUCAAAGAUUACGAUGAAAUAAGGAGAUCAUAAUCAGUGGAUGUGGCUAAAGACUGCUUUAGAAAGUGUUGUCUUGCAUAGGGGGCUUCUUUCAAAACCCAAGUCUUAGAUUUUUGUGGUGCAAAGAGGCCAAAUGGUUAGCAUGAAUGGGUUUUUGUUUGCCACAUUCAAUGAGAAUCAGAAGCCAGGUUGGAACCGAACAUAACUUGGGGUUGUAAACAAUGCUCCAACAGUUGUAAAUAAAGUGGGGUAUAUGAUUAAAAUUUACAGUAACACACUUUUAAUGGUGCUUGUAGUAAAUUAAUCAGGAAUUUUUUGUUUUUUAAUGUUUUGACCAGCCCCUAGGUAUUUUAGUACUAAAAAUUUCUUGGCAGGAACUACAUAUUUCCUUGAAAUUGAAGAUAUCACUCAAAGCAAAACAUAAUAGGUUCAGUGAAGAGUAAUAUCAACAGAGUAAUCUCUGUUUUGACAACUUUGAGACAACCAGAAAAAAGAAAAAAA